AUGGUAGAAAAAAUAUUAAUCAUUCUUUUUUUUAAAAAGAUAUAUUGUCCAAACUCAUUUAUUAAUUCACAAAGAGGGGCAAAAGAUGGUGGUUGUGAAGAAACUAUUACAAUUGAUUCAAUAGAGACCCAUUUAAAUAUUUGUUUAUUUACAGAAAUCAAUUGUGUCAAUAGUUCGAAUUGUGGUAAAUUUAGAAGAGGUGAAAUGGGGACACAUAUCGAACAAUGCCAAUAUGAAAUAAAAAAAUGUGAAUGUAAUCAUUCUUUUAUAGGAAAAGAUAUGGAAGAACAUAAAGCAAAAAUUUGCCCAGAAACCUUAAUCGAGUGUGAAUAUUGCAAUAUGAAAUUUAAAAGAAUUGAUUUAGGGGACCAUAUUGAUGAAGAUUGUCCAAAAAAAGAAAUUAGUUGCCCAUAUUCAAAGUACUCGUGUGAAUUUAAAACAAAUAGAGGAGAAAUGCAAAACCAUUUAGAUCAUUAUGAUCAUUUGGUAUUGGUUAAGAAUAGAUGCGAUUAUUUAGAAAUUUUCCUUAAAGGUUUAGAAUCUACCAUUUUGACCAUAAAUCAACAUUCAGAAAGUAAUUUAAAUAUUUUCAAGAAUCAAAUUAAAGAUAUUAAUGAACAAAAUAAAUACUCAUCAAAAUGGAUUAUCCAUAAUUGGAGUGACAAGGUUAAAAAGUAUCAAAAAGGUCAAUGUUUAACUUCGCCAGUUUUCACUAUAUCUCAAACAAAGAAAUUCAACAUAAGAGUUUACCCAAACGGUGAAAAGGAAAACAAAUUAACAAUUUCUUUGUGCAAGCAAUUUGAUUCAAAAUGUAAAGUCAACUACCGCUUUGAAGUUAUAAAUUUUGAUUUUUCACAAUCAAUUUUUCAAGAGAAAACUUUUACAUUUGCUAUAGGAACAAAUGUCUAUAAUAGUAAUAUUAUUUAUGAAGAUUGGAAUAACACAAAAGGUUUUCUUAUCGACAAUACCCUCACCAUUGGUUUUAAUAUUAAAAUUGAAAAGCUUUAUGGGGACUAUAUGACAACUGCUUAG
Dictyostelium purpureum is the source of this 1032-nucleotide messenger RNA. RefSeq lists its product as uncharacterized. Bases 1 to 1032 code for a protein of 343 amino acids. The record is from RefSeq and is a predicted model, not a curated record. Gene Ontology annotation, molecular function: protein binding; zinc ion binding. The transcript is spliced from 2 exons. Lineage: Eukaryota; Evosea; Eumycetozoa; Dictyosteliales; Dictyosteliaceae.